Molecule: messenger RNA, 3066 nt
Organism: Mugil cephalus (flathead mullet)
Lineage: Eukaryota; Metazoa; Chordata; Actinopteri; Mugiliformes; Mugilidae
Gene: oma1
Product: OMA1 zinc metallopeptidase
Exons: 8
Coding region: 483-2063 (526 amino acids)
Biological process (GO): mitochondrial protein processing; protein quality control for misfolded or incompletely synthesized proteins
Cellular component (GO): mitochondrial inner membrane
Molecular function (GO): metalloendopeptidase activity
Source: RefSeq, a predicted model, not a curated record
GUUAGCUUGUAUAACAGAUGGAAGUUCAUUAAAUUUGUUUUCUGAUUCAUACAUUUUUUUUAUUUUUUUGAUAUGAGUAAUUUAUUUAUCUUUUUAAAGUUUUGGUGGGACGCUCUGUGUCCGGAACCUUUAUCCGCAGGUUGUUUCUAGGGGGAAUCAUUAAAGAAGCAGGAACUUGCAACUGAACUGAAGCGGUUCACUAUUUAUCUCCUGAACUUUUCGCGUUGGAGGGCAGUAAAAUGUUUUAUGAUUAUGAUGAUGUUUUAAUCCCAACAUUUUAACCGAAGCAGAAGUCUUGGUUUGCCGCAGCUGGACAGUGGUAACCAAGGUUACUUGUAGCUAGCGUCCACCGGCAGCGAUGACAUUGACGGUUCGACAUGAAACUAAGUAACUUAUUCUUCUGAGACGGAACAUUUCCAGGUCUCUCAGAUAAUAAACAGCUAUUUAGUCAGUCUGUGAGUUAACCUGUAAAUGAGAGAGAAAUGGCUUUGCUUUGUGGUGGCCUUUUAAAAGGCGCUCGCCUCUGUUCUCUUUCUGGACACCUGAUAAGGAACCUGAAGUCAUACAAACAGACUGGGUGUUCUGUGAAGACGAACACGACGACGACGACGACAUGCUCUGUGUCCUCUCCGCUCGGCUGUCACACAGUAACGAACUCUGUCCACUUGAGAGCGACUCCAGCCUCUUUGCUGUGUGGCAAAGGACGGACGGUGUGUGUCCAGAUUUGUCCCAAAGCCUCUUUACUUCUGCCCCGUGGUCCUGUCCUGACUCAACACUUCCACACCUCAGCCCGGCUCAGGGCCGUGCCUGCCCCCCUCAUAUGGAUGAUACUCAAACCUCUGCAGAAGCUUCUGGCUAUAAUCCUAGGCAGGAGUAUAAGGAAGUGGUGGGUUGCUCUGCCAGACAACCGCCGGCACCUCCUGCGCCAAUGGGCCUGGCAGCGGCGCUGGCAUCUGACGGCGGGUGCGUGCGUUGCUGUGGUGAUUGUGGCCCUCCUCCUCCUAACCCACCUGGAUGAGACUCCGGUGACAGGACGGACCCGCCUCCUAGUGUUCAGCAGAGAGAACUACAUGGAGCUGGCAGCUCUGACCUCAGAGGCGUACAUGGAGGAGUUUGCGGAGCUGCUCCUUCCGGCCACUGACCCCCAUCACCAGACGGUGGAGCUGUUGGUGCGCCACCUGGCACAAAGGAACAAUGACAUCCCCGGUGUUUCUGACUUCACCUGGACUGUUCAUGUGGUGCAAAGUCCCAACACCAAUGCCUUUGUCCUACCAAACGGGGAAGUGUUUGUGUUUAUGGGGAUGCUGGAAGCUGUGGCAGAUAUUCACCAGCUCACUGUUGUCCUCGGACAUGAGAUGGCUCACGCUUUACUGGGACACUCUGCAGAGCAGGCCAGUCUGUCCCAUGUCGUGGACCUCCUGUCUCUUGUUCUGCUGACGGCCAUCUGGGUAAUAUGUCCUCGAGACAGCCUGGCAGUUCUGGGACACUGGGUACAGGAGAAACUUACGGAGCUGUUGUUCAGACGCCCCUACAGUCGGAAACUGGAGUCCGAGGCCGAUCAAGUCGGAUUGCAGAUGGCUGCUAAGGCGUGCGCAGAUGUGCGAGCUGCCCCGGUAUUCUGGCAGCAAAUGGAAAUCAGAGAUCAACUGACAGGAGAGCCCACAAUCCCUGAGUGGCUAUCCACACACCCAUCACACAGGAACAGAUUCACUCAGCUGGACCGUCUUAUACCAGAGGCUCUGGAGUUGAGGGAUAACUGCGUCUGCCCCACUCUGCCUGACACCGACCCCCGUGCCGUCUUCUCCAAGAGCGUCCGUGUGCUGCUGGAAAACGCCAAAGACCAGGGGAGAGAAGGGCAAGAGAGGGCGCGUAAGCCACACCUGCCCCACAGCCCUGCCUCCUUCCCCGCGGGACUGCCCGCAGCACUGCUCGCUCAAACUCCACAUCCUCUUUCCUCAAAUGUGGAGCGGUUAAGUGCGGGCCCGGCUCCGGUUGUGGCUUCAGAGACGGUCGUGGCGGCGUCUGAAGCCGCAGCUCUGCAGGGGAAGGAACCCGGCGCAUAGUGAAAAGCACCAGCUGAUCGCAGCGUUAAAUCUUCUCGAGCUUCCUUUGACAGACGUGACUGACAGAGACUCCUAUUGGUUGAUCUGUGCGAAGGGUGAAGGGCGCGUGAAGAGAAGUGACUGGAAUGAUAAAAGUGAAAAGCCAGGAAAAAUAAAGAGAGAAUAGUAUUCACGCCAUAUCAGUAAGAUAACCCUGAACGAGGAAAUACCGAUUUUAUUAGUAAAGCUUCCAUGCAUUAGUAGAUUAAUAUGUGCAUUAUUCAUUGACACAUGGCAGCGGUAACGACGGUAAGCACUUCUGUGUGCACGUCGGAGGCUGUGUCCAUGGAAGGCAGAGGACAUCUACAUUCUCAUUACGACUACUGCAUUCUCAUGCAACACACACGCACACGCAGCACUUUAUGCAUUUUCUAGCCUGAGGGACUUAUUGGUGUAAAUUUAUGCCGGGUUGUUUGCAGCUUUUUAAAACAGAGACUUCUGCACAAGAAUGCCAAUAUCAAGCGUCAAGCUUCGAGAAAUCUUUCAUGGGAUUUCGCAAAAAUCUUGUUUAACAAGGCGAGUGGACUGAGAAAACAUUCGCGUUUACAGCAACAGCCUGCAGGAGCAGUCACACAGUGGAGAGGGGAGGGCAGUUACGGUUCAGAUCUUGGUAAUCUUUCAUGUGUGCGCUGAAAUAAAAUAAUACACUUCAUUACACUGUGAAAUCCAAAUGCUGCGACUGUAGCGUUGCGCCGUGGAUGAAUUGUUUUAUUUGUAUCAUGCUUUUUAGGCGCCGAGCCUCCAUCAGCUUGCGAAACAGCAAUCAAGAGGCUGCUGUGGGAGCUUUGUUGUACCGCAGACAGGGUAGUUCUGUAUUAGAGUAAGUGGCCAGUGAUGGGUUUCGUGCAAAAGAGCGAAAUGAAAAGCAAAUGGAGUAUUGUGGUUUUUUUUUUUUUUUAGCAUUAGUAUCUCAGGAGAAACAUGUUUGCAGGGGAUGAGGGAAAAAAAAUAAAAGGUUGAGAGG